GUGGGGGUUGUGUUUCUCUAAGAAAAGCUUGCAACAUUUCGAAAUGAUUCAAGCUCAAUUCCAGAGCUAUGUAUAAAAGAUACAAUCUUAAGGAUUGAAUUAAUCAUUCGCGUUUAAUAAAUCAAUUGUAAAGAUACUCCCAAGAGCGAGUUCAUAAAAAAACCUAUAUCUUUCGUUUUUGAUUACCACAGAAGCAAUUACCACAGAAAUGUUGGACACCGGUCUGCCAUCAUUGGACAACAACGCCAUCGACACUGACAGUCCUGUCAAGCGUGAUGAACUUCAAGAGGACACCCUGGCCCUAUCCCCCACUGAAGGAUUGAACGUUGAUGUUGAUGUUGUAGCCACCCUGGAAGGCGAGGAUACUCCAGAUCUUGCUGGCAAUACAAUAAAAAGCGAACAGCUCUCAGAGCUCGUGGAUGCAGAAAAUGUUAAUGAGGAAGGCAUCAAGUUAUCGUCGUCGUCUGCGACGUCCUCGUCAGAAGCGGAGGAGGAUGAAACUGAUGGAAAGAAGGACGAUAGUAACGACGAAAUUAAUGAAUCAAUCGUCGUAAAUCAGAGUGCCGAAGAUGCUGUCGAGGAACUUGAGGAGCUGUUGGAAAAACGACAAGAACUCCAAGAAGUCAUCGCCAAGAAACAGAUGCAAGCUUUAGUGGAUUCGGUUGGGGAGAAGUUAUCAAUGGCUGACGCUGACGAGGAACGUUUUGCCGACGAAGUUGAAAAGAUGGUCGAUGAGGCUCAAGCUGAUGUUGUUGCUGAUGUUGACGCUGACGAGGAUAAGGAGGACGAGACCAUUGAAGAAGCUACACAAAAGCCAUACAAUCAAGAGAAGCAUUCAUUGCGCGAAGAUGUCUCAUCUUCAGAUGAGGAAGACGACAACGAAGAAAAAGAGUCAGAGGACGAGAACGAGAGGAGUGACAUUUCCAAGAACGAAGGCUUGGAAUCCGAGUGGGGUGGCAUUAACAUCGUUAGUCUGGAUGACAAGAAUAUUUUGACAAACGAAAUCGAUGCGUACGAGAGUGUACCGGUUGAUUUGUCAAAUGACAUAGCUAUAAACGACAUAAUGGCUGAUCAGGGAGUUCCAAUCAAUGAGCAUGCGGAACUUAUUGAUGUGGAAAAAUUGACAUCUGCAGGACCCCAAGAUGCUGACGGUCUCGCUGGUGAGGAAUCAUCAAGUAGGCUUGAAAUUUUGGCAGAUAUUAAGUAAAAACAAAAAUACUUACUUUUUUAUGUAUUUAAUAGAAUUUAUUCAAAUUAUGAAAUUAUUAAUUUUUAAGAAUUUUAAUUUAUCAAUAUUUUUAUUUUUAAUAUUCUUAUAUACUCAAUAAAAAAGAAGAAGAAAAAAGAAGUGUUGCCAUACAAGCAAUUAUCGUGACUGCAAUUUUAAAUAAUAUUUAUAUAAUAGAUAAUAAUAACUUUUGUCGAAAUUGUAAUUUUAAGCCUGAUUUUAUAAAAUAAAAAAUUAUAUUAUAUUUAUAUUCCUUGUUAAA
Eupeodes corollae is the source of this 1490-nucleotide messenger RNA. RefSeq names its product coiled-coil domain-containing protein 1-like. The record is from RefSeq and is a predicted model, not a curated record. Lineage: Eukaryota; Metazoa; Arthropoda; Insecta; Diptera; Syrphidae. The transcript has 2 exons. Bases 209 to 1207 code for a protein of 332 amino acids.